Molecule: messenger RNA, 1548 nt
Organism: Aspergillus nomiae NRRL 13137
Lineage: Eukaryota; Fungi; Ascomycota; Eurotiomycetes; Eurotiales; Aspergillaceae
Exons: 5
Coding region: 1-1548 (515 amino acids)
Biological process (GO): dipeptide transport; transmembrane transport; allantoate transport
Cellular component (GO): plasma membrane
Molecular function (GO): dipeptide transmembrane transporter activity; allantoate transmembrane transporter activity
Source: RefSeq, a predicted model, not a curated record
AUGGCCGACAACAACCAACCAAUUGAACCGAAGGUAUCAUGUCCACAGGAAACUCUCAAGGAUGUUGAGCUAGGAGAUCUCGAUGUGCAAUCGCUUACUCUGGAGGAGGACAAGAGGAUUCUGCGCCGGAUUGACCUCUACCUUCUCCCAAUGAUGGCGGUUUCAUACAUGUUCCAAUUUCUUGACAAGUCGGCUAUGAGUUUCACAUCCAUUUUGGGUUUGACCGAUGAUCUGCAUCUUCAAGGAGAGGAUUACUCGUGGGCCAGCAGUAUUUACUAUUUCGGCUACUUAGCUGCGUCUUAUGUUGCCGCGGUCUUGCUGGUUCGGUUCCCCGUUGGCAAAAUGAUUUCUACAUCGAUGUGCGUGUUCUGCUGGCUUCCUUCCGUUAUACUUUCGUGGAGAGAUGCUUACUUCAAUUCCAGUGUUGUUUGGGGUGCCGUGUUGAUGCUGACGGCAACGGUGUUCAGCAGCCAAGGUCUCAUCGCGGUCCGUUUUUUCCUCGGUGUAACUGAAGCCGCUAUUGCCCCCGGUCUCAGCAUUGUUGUUUCCAUGUGGUACAAAAGAUCCGAACAACCCUUUCGCCAUGGCAUCUGGUUCCAGGGAAUCACUAUCGCGGGGAUCUUUGGCGGGCUGGUUGCGUACGGGAUUGGUCAUGUGCAAUCGUUCGCUCCAUGGAAGGCCGUGUUUCUCAUUUUUGGCGCCAUCACUAUUGUCUGGGCUUUUAUUCUUCUCUACUGGCUUCCAGACACCCCGAUGAACGCAAGGUUUCUCGGGGAAGAUGACCGACACAAGGCCGUUUUGAGAGUCCAGGAGAAUAUGACUGGCAUCAAGAAUGAUGAAUUCAAGGUUUACCAAUUUAUUGAGGCACUUUGUGACUUGAAAUGCUGGGCCUUUGUCCUCAUCCAAAUCAGCUGCUCCAUUCCCAAUGGUGGGGUGUCCAAUUUCGGCUCGAUCAUCAUUGAAGGGUUUGGCUUCAGCACGCUGAAUACACUGCUUGUUCAGAUCAUAACCUACGUGGUCCAGGGUGUCCUCGUCUAUCUCUCUACGGCCGGUUGUUCUUGGUUUGACAACAGCCGAACGUAUUGGAUGGUAUGGAACUCGGCCCUUUCGAUUGUUGGAGCUGCUAUGGCUCGGCAGAUAUCCCCCGAUAAUGUUUGGGCUCGAUUUAUCGGGUACUGUCUGGCAGGCGCUUACGCCGUAAACUUUCCGUUGACGCUGUCAAUGUCGACGGGCAACAUUGGAGGGUUCACGAAGAAGACCACGGUGAACGCUAUGGUCUUUAUCGGAUACUGUGCCGGAAAUAUCAUUGGACCGCAUCUAUUUUUCCCUGAUGAAGAACCGUCGUAUCCAUCGGGCUUCCUAGCGAUGUUAAUAUGUUUUGUCAUCUCGCUUGUACUGUCCCUUUGUCUGAGGUACUAUCUUAUCUGGGAGAAUAAUCGUCGGGAUCGCCUUGGACAUAUGGAUAGUGGCGAUUCUUUCGAACCUCUCGAUGCUACCAUCCUUGACAAGACCGAUAAGGAGCUCUUGCAGUUUCGCUAUGUUUAUUAA